UGGAUUUCUGGAAAACCGGGUCUGAAAGACCGUAUUAGCCGUUCUCGUGUCGAUAUUCGGAUUCAGCACCAAAAGUAACGUAUAGUCCACUAUGUUUCAAAAAUAAAGCGAUUUGACAGUUGGAUAUGUUCCCUCGUCAGUCAAAAUCCAUCCAAGCUAUUGCAGAAUAUCAAGAUAUUUUAUCUGCAGUAUACCGUACAGGUCAAUAAAUGAUUUAAAAACCAACAGACAAUAGUUUGGCUUUUGGAAAGGUUUCCUAGAAACCUUGAAAACAUAGGCUUUUACAUUCUGUAUGGUUUUUAUUUUAGCUACAUGCUAAUCUACUCUUAACUAACCAAAACACUCAAUAAUCGUAAUGUUAAUAUUUUCAUUACUUAGUAGAAAACACUCUUGGAGAAUACUUAUUCUCAAUGUAGCCAAAAAUAAUUUCAUUGUUUAUUGGUAGUAAAAAUAAUAAUCAUAGAAAAGUUGUUGUGUUGAAUGUAAUAUUUCGAUCGAUUUAUUUGAUCAUUUUUAUGCUCAUAUGUGCUCUUCUCGUCGGAUGGAAAAGAAUUUUCUUCGAGCACAUGGUAUGCUCGAGAACGUACUUUCAAGCAUCGCUCAAUAAUUGUUUUAAGACUGCAUCAGACUGCUUCUAUCAAUCAUUAAUGAUGUCAUUUAACAACAGGAAUAAAUCUGCGGCAUUAGCAAGAUAUCGCUAAUGUUAUGCCAGGUGAAUUAUGCUACUUAUGGUGAAGUAAUUAUGGAAAUGUACAAAAAACUACUGAAACAAGGCUAUCGAUCUCCGCGAUUGAUGGAAGCUGUGAAAACAGUUUUUUGAAAAAUAUUACACUUCAAUCAAUUUAAGUGGACUGAAGGAGAACUCAUCAAAGAUUUGACAAAAUAGUUUUCAUCCACAAAGUCUUUUACAUUCUGUAUGGUUUUUAUUUUGAGCAUCGAUUAAUAAUUGUUUUAAGACUGCAUUAGACUGCUUCUAACAGUCAGGAAUGAUGUGAUUUAACAACAGAAAUAUAUCUGCAGCAUUAUAUAUUCAAUUUUAAUUGUGUGAUCAUAAUGAUAGUAUACCAAAACUUUCAUUAUUUACUAUUUUACGGAGUAUUUCAUUUCACGAUAAAUGUAAAGAACCACUUAAAAAUAAUGGUGAAUUACUGAAAUUAAUUCAAAGAUUAUCAACAAGUACAGAAACCGGUAUUUGUAAUCAGGAACAACAUCAAUGCAUACCGAAAUACUUGCCAUCAAUUAGAAAAGCAUGUGAAGGAAUAUUAUGGAAUCCAGCCGAUGUAAAAUUACUGAAUACAUCGUCGCUAAUGACAUCGACACAAUCUCAACGGUCAUUAGCAAUGAUCAGUUAUUCUCAUGUUGAUUUGGCAUUUUGUUAA
Molecule: messenger RNA, 1379 nt
Organism: Didymodactylos carnosus
Lineage: Eukaryota; Metazoa; Rotifera; Eurotatoria; Philodinida; Philodinidae
Source: the annotation of a GenBank genome assembly